UGUGGGGGAAAUGACGCAGAUCGUGAGGGUAAUUUCUGCUCUCUGAAGUUUUACAGUUCGAGAUUCUAUAAAUCGAGUGAUGUUUGGAGGUUCUGCAUUCUGUUAAUCGUGCAAGUCUGUGGCGGAGGUGGGGGAAUUGCUGCGGAUCUGAUCGGAGGUCGGCUGGUGAGGGUUACUAUUUUGUCGGCAGCGGCAUUACAUUUGGCGCGGUGGUUUUUGGUUUUUUGAGUUUGUGUAGAAUUGUGCGGUUGGAUUGAAUAUUUUUGGUUUGGUUUGGAUUGGUUUUGCGAAGCACGAUGAAGGUGAUUGACAAGAUCCGGGAGGCGACGGCUGCCAAUGGCAAGGAUGUGAUGUUUUCGUUCGAGUUCUUCCCGCCGAAGACGGAGGACGGCGUCGACAACCUGUUCGACAGGAUGGAGCGGAUGGUGGCGCACAACCCUGCCUUCUGCGAUAUCACGUGGGGCGCGGGCGGAUCUACGGCGGAUCUAACGCUGGAGAUCGCUAAUCGAAUGCAGAACAUGGUGUGCGUCGAGACUAUGAUGCAUCUUACCUGCACCAACAUGCCUGUCGAGAAGAUCGACCACGCACUCACCACCAUUAAGUCCAAUGGCAUUCAGAACGUCCUCGCCCUGCGAGGAGAUCCCCCUCAUGGGCAGGACAAGUUCGUCCAGGUCGAGGGAGGAUUUGGUUGCGCACUCGAUCUUGUUGAGCAUAUCCGUGCCAAUUAUGGUGACUACUUUGGGAUUACUGUUGCUGGCUAUCCAGAGGGACAUCCUGAUGUUAUUGAGAAUGGAGUGGCACCGCCAGAGGCAUAUGCAAAAGACCUUGCUUAUUUAAAGAAGAAGGUUGAUGCUGGAGGCGAGGUCAUUGUAACCCAGCUUUUCUAUGAUACUGAUAUCUUCCUCAAAUUUGUACACGAUUGCCGUCAAAUUGGAAUAACCUGCCCAAUCGUUCCUGGAAUUAUGCCCAUUAAUAAUUACAAGGGCUUCAUUCGCAUGACUGGCUUCUGCAAAACUAAGAUCCCACCAGAAAUCAUGGCUGCCUUGGAGCCUAUUAAGGAUAAUGAAGAAGCUGUCAGGGCCUAUGGAAUUCACCUAGGAACGGAAAUGUGCAAAAAAAUUAUGGCCAGUGGGAUCCGGACAAUUCAUCUCUAUACAUUGAACAUGGAAAAAUCUGCAUUGGGUAUAUUAACGAGUCUUGGAUUGAUUCAGGAAUCCAAAAUUUCUAGGUCUUUGCCAUGGAGACGCCCAGCAAAUGUUAACCGGGUGCAAGAAAAUGUUCGUCCAAUAUUUUGGGCUAAUCGUCCUAAGAGCUAUAUUUCACGGACUAUUGGUUGGGAUCAAUAUCCACAUGGUCGAUGGGGAGAUUCCCGCAAUGCAAGUUAUGGUGCACUCACUGAUUAUCAGUUCAUGCGGCCCCGCGCCCGUGACAAGAAACUUGCCGAGGAAUGGGGUGUUCCCUUGAAAAAUGUUGAGGAUAUAUAUGAGAAAUUUAUGAAGUUCUGUCACGGGGAACUUAGAAGCAAUCCGUGGUCCGAGCUAGAUGGGCUGCAGCCAGAGACCAAAAUUAUUAACGAGCAACUUGGCAAUAUUAACAUGAAAGGUUUUCUCACGAUAAACAGCCAGCCAGCUGUUAAUGGUGCACUAUCUGACUCCCCGACUGUUGGAUGGGGCGGGCCGGGUGGAUACGUCUACCAGAAGGCAUACUUGGAAUUCUUCUGCCCUCUGGAAAAGCUGAAUUUGCUGAUCGAGAAAUGCAAACUCUACCCGAUGCUGACCUACAUGGCCGUGAAUAUCGGAGGAACUUUGAUAUCUAAUGUCGAGAAUACAGGCAUCAAUGCCGUGACAUGGGGUGUGUUCCCUGCACAGGAGAUAAUCCAGCCUACGAUUGUCGAUCCUGCAAGCUUUGUUGUGUGGAAGGAUGAAGCAUUCGAGAUAUGGACAAGGGGCUGGGCAAAACUUUACCCCGAAGACGAUCCAUCGAGGAAAUUGCUCGAGGGGGUGAAGGGCAGCUAUUACUUGGUGAGCUUGGUGGACAAUGACUACAUUCAUGGAGACCUGUUUGCUGUUUUUCAAGACAUCUGAAAAAAAGGUUCGAUCGAAGCCAUUUAUUUAAUAUCUCUGGUUUUCAUUCUCUACUACCUGAGCUGAGGUUUCAUUAUGUUUUUUAAUUACUUAAUUAUUGGCAUGAUGAUUUUCUCAUUCUCUUCUUUUAAUUGUAAGGUUUAAUAACUUGGGAUUUUUGAGAAUUCUGAUUCCCUGAAUCGCCAUAUAUCUAAUUAUUCAUUCUGUGUUUCUACAAA
Andrographis paniculata is the source of this 2302-nucleotide messenger RNA. Its product is annotated as probable methylenetetrahydrofolate reductase. Bases 297 to 2084 code for a protein of 595 amino acids. The record is from RefSeq and is a predicted model, not a curated record. Gene Ontology annotation, molecular function: FAD binding; methylenetetrahydrofolate reductase [NAD(P)H] activity. Gene Ontology annotation, biological process: tetrahydrofolate interconversion. NCBI's taxonomy places the organism in Eukaryota, Viridiplantae, Streptophyta, Magnoliopsida, Lamiales, Acanthaceae. Gene Ontology annotation, cellular component: cytosol. The transcript has 11 exons.